CCGGACUGCGCGGAGCCCAGCGCCUUAAAACCCAUCACGAGUCGCGUUUAAAGGGACCCGAAGCCGUGCGUCCGCCUCGCCGUGCUUUUGCAGAAAAUGGCGUCCCCCGUUUGCUCCUCUGCUCUUCCCGCAGAAAGGAAGGGGUAAUCGCCCUGAUUUUGAAGCUGUGCCGGACCUCCUCUGGCUAUCACGCUGAGAUGGAAAGGAAAGGCAAGAUUGUCCUGACCAGAGACGGCUCCUGUCAGACAGAGCCUUCCCACCCUGACCUCUGCCAGCCGGGUCCUGCCGUCCCCAGUGCAACACCUCAAACACCAGUACGCACCCUGGGGCCUGGAGAGCUCUCCUCAGUGCAGAAGCAGACCUUCACGUCCUUGUCUGGCAUCGAGCAGAUAAUCGAGUGCUUCCGCUCUGGUACUGCAGAGCUCAUGCACACGCUUCUGAGAGAGGUGGACACCAUAUUUGAGUGCAAACUGUGUCGCAGCUUGUUUCGUGGCCUGCCCAACCUCGUCAGGCACAAGGAGUUCUACUGCUUCUCCAGGUCGGACGAGGCUGGCGUCACAUCCCCAGGUGAUCAGAACCAGCCAAUGAUGGACCUGCUGAAGGACAGGCCAGGCAGUGCGGUCAAGCAGGGUCACAAGAGUACCCAGAAUACUUUUUCUAGUGAGGAGAACCAGACCCAGCUCAGAGAGCAGGAAACUGCCAACCAUGACCAUGAGAAUCUUAAGGAGCACCUAACUGACGUGACUGUUGAGAAGGAGAUCAAGACUGAUGACUCAAACAGGCCAGUGAAGGUCAAAUUCGGCAAACAAGAGGUAGAAUGGAUGAAGGCAAAGAGAGAUGAGGAGAGAGCCAAGCAAGCAGAUGCCUUGAGCAUCUCCUGUAGCUUGUGUGGGAAAGAUUUCAGCUCGCUCUGCCGAUUGCGUCAACAUUGCCUCAGGAUCCACAAGGACAACCCUGAUGACCUCCGGAGGCUCAGAGGGAAGCUCCCUCUGCCUGUCGGUCUUCAGUCUGGGGGGCGAGGCCGGUCGCAGUGCCCCCCAGGCACUCCCAGACACAGCUGUGGCGUGUGUGGGAAGCCCUUUGUCUCCAAAGCUACUAUGCAGCGACAUCUUGACAGUGAGCACCGUGCUCAGUACCAGGGUUCUACUGCUAUGGGCAAACCCGGAGGUGGAAAAUCCUCACCACCACCUCCUCAGCAUAAGAUGAUGACAAGACACAAGUAUGUCUUUCGCACGACUCGGCCCAGUCGGAAGGGUGCUAUGAAGAAGCACAGCGUCAGAACCAAGAUCGAGCCCGCGGGUAAGGUGGGUGGGAAGACCAAGGCCUCGCAGGAUGCCCAAAGCCUCAGGCUGAGCAGCCCCAAACUCCAGAUUGGGUUUGACCUAAAGCAGCACUACUGUCGAAUUUGCAAGAGGCAGUUCACCUCUGGCAAGAACCUGAGGAAGCACAUUGACCGACAUGUAGAGGGCAACGAGAUCUUCGUCAAGUUCUUCCGUUGCCCCCUCUGCAUCUACGAGUCGCGCCGCACAUCGGACCUCAUCCGACACAUGAAGGUGGUACACAAAAAGCUGCCAAGCUACCUAGAUAAGGUCAUGCCCAAGGUGGUGAGCCAGGCUAUCAAGAAGCCGGUGGAGAUGGUUCUCGAUGGGCAGACCACACAGUGGGAGACCACAAAGGCCAGCCGUCGUGGUCAUGGUGGGUCUGCCUGGUCCCCUGCUCCCUACAGGGACACCUCUGCCAUCAGGUCUUCCACCACCAUUGAGGGAGGCACUGAGAAGAAAGCCAAGAAGAAGAUCCCCCUUCACACUUGUGAUGCGUGUGGGCGGGCCUUCAGCAGAAAGGUGAACCUGGAGGUCCACUGCAGGAGCCAUGUGACGGCCAGGACCUCGCGCUCACUGCAGAGCCAGAGGGCUCCAAGCACACGAUCCAAAAUGCAGUGCCCCCAGUGGAUGCCUGCAGCCUCUUAAUCACAGGAACAAAUGUAACUGAAGGGAAAACAGCACGCAGCAGACAUUUGAGAAGGAGUGGCAGCUGGAGCGAGAGGGAGGAAGAUGGUGUUUGUGUUUGCAUACCAACCGCACAGUCGAUUUUGGGGGCAUAAAGGACCGGCACUCAUAACCCCCCCCCCUCCUUCAUUACAUGUCCCGUUCCUUAGUGAGAUCUUUACUGCUGCCUAGUUGUCAUGAAAUCUUGUGAAUGUUGCAGUUGGGGGUUUAAAAUGUUUCCUUCUAGAAGGUUCCUCUCCCAGGUCACAACGCUGAUUACAGUGUACGCCCAAAAGGGAGUAUUGAAGAAUACAACAACACAGGAGAGCGUUUGAAACCGGGGCAGAGAAGGAAUUCAGAUACAAAGGUCUGUUUAUUGGGAUGAAUGAGAUGCACGUCCCUCUUGGUCCCUGCAGCCCCGGAUCAGUGAACGUGAGGGUAAAUGGUCCAGGACACCACUGGUCCAUCAGCGUUUCAUGUAUUUCCGGUCAAAAACACCGUCGAGGCUCUAGGUCACCUGCUUGGGUCACAUGGUCACAUCCCAACUCCGCUGUUUCAUAUGUGACCUAUGUUCCUGUUUCACCAUCUUAUUUCAGAAUUUUAAAAAAUGAAUAGUUCACCCAGCUUCUUACUAGUUUAAUAAACACGAGUUGGGAUUCUUCCUUUUGUAAGACGUAUGGUUCCGUUAUGUGUGACUUAACACUUUGGUACCGUUUUAAUAGUCAGAUGGAAGGUGGUGCUCAGGACUUCCACAGCUCGGCACAGGAACUUGCCAAACAGUAUCACCUUCUGGAAAGUGAGAAACUCCUCGUAGUUUGGGCCCUUGCCACUGAGGAGAGCCUUGUGUGCAUCAGGGAAGCUAAAAGUUCCUACAGAGGUUCCAGUCGGCACAUGGGCAAAGGCACUGAAUCAAACGGGAAAUGGUGAACCUGCCUUACCAAGACCAUGUGGACAGAGACACCACAACGGAUGAAAGUCUUUCGGACGCCCAGCAGCUGAUGUCACCUAGAGUACUGAGUUUGCAAAGAAGUGAUAAGUACUGGGAGAUGCGUAGUACGGGACAAGAAUGCUGGAUGCAGUACGGAUGGAAACGGGGCACUCGCGAGACGACAUUGUAGUUGUACUUCAUGGGACUGGAUUUGGACACUUAAGUUCAGUGAUUUACACAGGAAAUGGACAGUGAAGAAACUGGCAUAGAUGGGAAGGACGUCAAACAGACUGUAAAUGGACGUAAUCCUGUGAAUGACUGGUGCCCAUUUUGUGGGUCUCCCGGUAUGACGGCUUUUACCGCGGUAACUGAGGUGCAUGAAGCAGAAAGCAAAGUUUUGUGGCAACGUUCAGGUUGAAACACGCAGGAUGUGCAAACAUUAUAUUCCUCGCGAUUAGAGACGGCUGUUAACGCAGAAAUGCACAGUUUGGGAAACAAAGCUGGUAAGAAAUUGUGAUCAGCUUGUGAAAAACCAAGUUCCACCUGAUUGCCGAGACGUUCUUCAAGCAACCAGAACUUGGUCUUUUACACCCAGACGUCAGCGGGGGCAGUCACAAAUCAGGCAGACGACAUGCUUAGUGCCCAACCAUGGGGAAGUCAGUUGAAGUAGAUAUGGCCUGUGGUAGAUUGUGGGGCAGAUUGUGGUCGUCUGUGGCCAAGCUGCAAGUGAAACUGUAAAGUGACGACAAGGUCAUCCGACUUCAGGAAAUUAUGUGAGGAACAUACCCACUGCCUUUGAGUUGCCGGAUGCAUUUCAAAGGGAACCGACAGAAGUGUGGAUGGAAUUCAAAGUCAUCUAAGAGGAAUAAGAAGGAAAAUUGGUAAAAAUGAAAGAGACAAAGAAAUGAAAGUGGAAGCCCUAGAAAGCAUAGUGAAAGUGGCAAAAAAAAAGAAUCAGAAAAGGCAAAUCGUGAGUGAUUUAAGAUAAAAUAUCAACCUUUGAUAUAUACUGAUGACGUCACACUCAUAGGACAAAAUGUAGGAGUUCUGCAGAUACUUAUAAGGAAGCAACGAAGUGAGAAGUUUGGGUUAUGGCUAAAUGGGAGGACAACGAGGUCAAAUGACUGUAGUUUUGAAGGCUUGGAGGUCUUCAGGGAACAAUCAUCAACAACAAAGGAUGCGGCAAUCAGGAAACACGCUGGCAUUGCGGCGCAAUGAAAGAUCUAGAAACAAGUGAGAUUACGGAAUUGUCCGGACUACGGUAUUUCCCGUGACUCGUUAUAGAUGCGGGGCUGGCUCUCAGUCGUUGUACCACGGUUGCAAUAUCAAUCACCGAAGCCUAAUGUCACCCAGAGGACCGCGGCUUGCUUUGCCUACCGCGCAUCUAUCAUAAAUCAAUCAUUUACGCCCGUUUUCUCUUCUACGUGUUUGUUUGUGGUUGUUUUGGCUCAAUUAUUACUUAUUGCCAUGAUUAGGCCAUCUGUUUUUGCUGGGGCCAUGUCAGGGCUGUCCGUCAGGAACCGAAGCUAAUCCUUUACAAAGUAACGAAAAGGUCCGCGUGUUAGAAAAAGAACCAAUUCUGUGACAACUGAGAAAAUGUUCACCCCAAUCGUGAAAACCUUCAUUUGUAGGCUGUAUCUGAACUACUUGUAUCUAAAUUGCAGUGUAAUUUAAAUGAUAACAUGGUAUAACAAAUGCAUUCAAUACAAAAUAAGUAAUCGUGUUAAAGCAUUCGCCUAUUGCACAAUGAAUAAUUUACGUUGAUGGUGGUGCUGAUAUCUAUCUGCAAUGCCUAAAGCAGAUGUAAUCCAGGCAUAAUGAUUGGUGCUGAUUUCAUUUAUCUGAAUAGACUGUAGGCUGUAUAAAAUUUACGUCACGUCCAUGUCUUGCUGCCUUUCAAUCACUGCCAGGGUUAAAGAAAAUAGUUUCCAAACAACGAAGGGCGCAGUGACAUUUGGACGACUAAGUAAACCCGCUAUUUCAUAAGUGUAAAUACCCGUCCGUCAAUCGUACUGCAGUUUCGCUUUUUUGUGUUAGAAUGGGUGACAAGUUGUAAGCCUGUAACUGUUAAGGUGAGUGUCACGUGGAUCAGUCAUGUUCGCCUUAAAAAGUGCCUCAUUAAAAUAAUUAAUGUAUAGUCCUUCACAAGGAUAAUUUCACAAUAUAGCCUAUUACUGACGUUUAUUUACCGUUCAGUAUUUAUAAAUAAUGCAAUUGGCAGUGUUUAAACUGCGACAAAGUACAGUAAAUAAAUCGAUUUACUUUAUAAUUGUUUAUAUUUUAAUAUAACAAUAUGAAAUAAUCCUUUCAUGCUAUUGCGGUCGGGUCUAAAAGCCUAAUUGUAUAAAAGGCGUGAGAUAACUGGGGGUAAUGUGCGCACAGCAGGUCUUCACUGUGGAGUUAAAAUAAAAAUGUAUGUCUUCCCCGA
Messenger RNA from Brienomyrus brachyistius, 5341 nucleotides. Its product is annotated as zinc finger protein 800-like. The transcript has 6 exons. The record is from RefSeq and is a predicted model, not a curated record. Lineage: Eukaryota; Metazoa; Chordata; Actinopteri; Osteoglossiformes; Mormyridae. Bases 198 to 1967 code for a protein of 589 amino acids.